AUGAUGAACAGGAUGCCAAUCGAGAAUCGGGAUACGGGUCCUGAUCCGUUUACGGUACUUGCAUGGCCAUCCACAACGAUUCCUCCGCGUUUUGCCGAGAAACCAACCGAUGCCAUAUAUGAUACGGUUAAGAUCGUGAAUCUGUGCCCCUUUUGA
This is a messenger RNA of Marasmius oreades (fairy-ring Marasmius), 156 nucleotides long. RefSeq lists its product as uncharacterized. The transcript has a single exon. The record is from RefSeq and is a predicted model, not a curated record. Bases 1 to 156 code for a protein of 51 amino acids. Lineage: Eukaryota; Fungi; Basidiomycota; Agaricomycetes; Agaricales; Marasmiaceae.